GCUGUAGCAGGAUCCGCUUGGUAGAGGAGGCCGCCAUUACUACAGUUAUUGCACACAUGCGACAAAAGCAAAAGCUUCUCUCGUGCUUCUCCAUUCUAAAUUGAACUCAAACGUUUGACUGUUGUUAUAGAAAAAAAAUCUAAAAACUUUGUGUAAGUUGAGUGUUUUUUUCUGCAAAGGAAGAGAAAGUGUAAUGCCAUUACCAAGAGGUGCUCUGAAGCAAACCACAGGAGAGUCAGAAUGGAGGCAGGCAAGGAGCAGCAGCACAGAGCUCCUCCCCCCAACUCCUGGACCCCUCCUCACACACCACCUCAUAAUAUGGGUGGAUUUGGCGUAACUGAGCUGACUAACGGAUGUGGAAGUGUGGGGGGUUCCCCUCAGCAGCGAUGGUGCAGCAGCAGCAGGUUGGACAACAAAGGGACAAGCAUGCCACGUAAACUAGCCUCAUAUGGACGCUCUCCUUCCACCCUGCCUACCAUUCUGCGUUCCAGCUCCCCUCUACUGGGAACCACCAAUAUCAAUUCAGGCAAAAAGUUGAAUAGAUCUCAACCUUACACUACAUCUGAAGCUUGUGUGGCCGUCACAUCCAUGGCUUCCUCAUCGCUUCCUGUGCCUGCUGUCCAUGUCUCAUCCAGGCCUCUACUCCAAAGUCCUGCUUCUAUUAGCUCAACCAUCAAGUCACCAUCCACCUAUGUUUCUAAAGUUUCCAACAAGAGCACAGCUCCACUUGCAAAUUCUCCCCCAACAACCAAUGUUACUUCUAGCAGCCCUACAAGUCGUGCAACCAGCGUCAGAGUGUGGCUUAGCAGCACCAAUCACUCGCCUGUCAGGAGUACUUCAGGAGGCGCUCUAGUCCUGCCCUCGGGAUUUGAUGUAACCAAGCUCUACCCUGAGCUCUCCAAACUCGGCGUUGUUAAGUCAUCAAGUGGGCCGACCGUUGUAACAUCGCUCCAAAAUGCCAAGCAUCUGGGGGAUACUGAAAUAAACUCUGUAAUUAAUAAUCCCUGCUCUAAAACUACUGGAACUAACCCCAUAAAUUCUAUUGACAUUAAUCAAUCUAAAAAUUUGGGAAACAUGCAGCUCUCUAGUACAUUGAACUCACAACUUAAAGGAGCUUCUAUAAAUUCUUCUGCUAACACUACGGCAUCAGUUCCAAGCUUAAGAACAGGUAACGCUACUGGCUUUCAGUCCAGCAUUAGUGUCAGUGCCGAAGUCAACAAGACACAAACAAGAAGCCCUUCUUUAGCAAGUGUUCCUAUUACAACGUACACUACCAGUAUUAUUAGUCCGAUAAAGGCAUCAUCUCCUUCACCAAAUUUAGUCAACUUUAUUAAGAUUGGUGGUGGCUCACCUGUUAAAACAUGCAAUGGAUCGUUGCUUGUACCAGUUUCAAGUAAUGAUAUCCGGCAAGCACGACUUUUACCGGAUGGUAGGAUUGUUGGCAUAAAAACUAAAGAAUUUGUUGGAGAAAGAUGCUUAGAAAAACACGAAGUAUCAAACAGGACGAGCAUAGUGUCACCUGUACCCUUUCAUGAAAAUAAAUCGCCGCUUGUGUUGAACAUGUCAGUAUCCCAGAAUGCCCUGAUCUCCGGGACAGAUGGCAGCGGUCGCACUACAUCAAGCCAAGAACCUUUAGCUACUAAGCAAAUCAACAAAGUUGUAGGAAGUUCUCAGCCUCGUGAGGACAGUGGCCUGAGUUGUGCAAGCCGUAGUAGCGUAGAGGAAGCGGAAUUGCAAGCUCGAGCAAAACAACUUCAAUUGCAGAAACAGUUGGAGCAAAUACACGGAGGCUUGAGCAGAGCUGGCAAAGCAGUCACUGUUGCCGAUUCUACUGUACCGGUGACUACUGUCAAACAGUUCAGAUUGAGUCAGAAACAAGUUGCUUCUCUCUUGUCUCAAGCAACACUGUCACCCACUUCUCUUACCGUUGUUUCUACAGCCUCUUUACUUUAUUCACAAAACUCAACUACAACUCUAUCAACACCUGCUGGUGUCAAGAGAAAAGCUAGCCCUGCUGCAUCUCCUAGAGCUUCAAAAUCUUUCAAAUCUAGUGCUACUUACGGAGUUGCUCAUUCUGGUCAAGGAAACUCUUCCUAUAUAAGUACAAAUAUAGUAUCUAAUAUUUCUAGCUCGUCUUCUUUACAAUCUUUAUCGCCUCCUUUUAUUUCUCCCACGCUAUCUAUUAGUAAGAAUGGCUUAUCAGUUUUAACAAGAGCAAAAGUAUCCAGCAUUUUGAAGAAUUCUGCUGUCCCUUGUCCUGCUAAUCCAGUAAAUAGUGCUGGAAAAAGCGCGACCGAUUCUUUAGAACAUAAAGAUUUAAGUCUUUGUGAGGAAAAAGCUACUCUUCAUCGACGAGUCUCGUUCAAGACAGUAGAAGAUGAGAACUCUUCAACAAGUGCUGAAGAAGUUCAGCUUGCCUCUCGUCCCUCGGGAGACAAGUUGCCCAUUGAAAGGAACUAUUCCCGAAAACUUGCCACUCGACUUUCUCCGAUGAAACCUCUCGACCAGAGAAUUUUAAUCAAUAAUUCAGUGAGCCACAUUAGAACCAACCUAUUUGAUGAUAGUGUAAGCAAUUUAAAACAUGUUCAGCCGCUUGGGUUUCCACUGAGUCAGUCUUCUAAUUUCAUAACUGCUGAGAAUAUUGAUCAAAAAAUUGACAUCAAACCUGAGAGAGAACUCGAGUUAAAGGGAGAAAUUCCUUGCAAAGUAUUACAUGUACGCUGCAAUGCCGGAGAAAAUCUUGGACCUCUUGCGCCUGAUCUGCCUGAGCCUGUACAGCAGCUGCACUCUAUUCUGGCGCAUCAGAGCAAGGCCACCAGUCAGCCUAUUAUUCCAUACAGUCUACUGGAGCUGGCGGAUGGCGAGGGCGAUACGAAUUCCCGUUACCUGCAUUCAUCAAGUAAAACUGAUGCCCAGGAUGUCAAAAAUAUAAAGCUCAGCACACCUCUGAUGCCUGGCCUGGACUGCUGCAGCGCUCGUAGAGAAGCCCUCAUCACGGCCAGAGUGGCGUCUAGCGUUGGCGACCGCGCGUCUGAUGAGGCAGCGUCGCAUGAUGCUGGCCACGAGACGCGCGUGGCCAAGCUCACGCUGUCGGUGCUGCGACGCCGGCGAAGGCGGUCCCGCGCUCAGACUUUGGCCCUCAUCAGAGCGACGCGUGUCAGCCCUCGUCUGACCGCUGCUGCCUUCGCCAGAUCCCAGCCGCAACUUGUGGAUCAGCAGCUCAGUGCUUCGUAUGAAAGUUGUGGGUCUCGCGUGUCGUGCCUGCUACAGCUGACCACGUGUGUGUAUGAGCUGAGUUCUGUGGCGUGUCGCGACGAAGCAUCGGACGAGAGCGUCACGUCGCCCGGCAGGGCAUGUGGGGCGCCCGCGCUACCUGGCACACGACACUGCCUGCGUCACAUCACCUACAACGUCGACCAGCAGAUGUUCGUGCAGUGCUGCGCCAGGACGGAGGAGCGCGGUGCCCUCUGUAGGGUCCCCGUCUUCUGCCUUAGCGACCAGCCGCUCUGUGCUGCCCACAAGCAUCUCGCCAACAGCGAGGACAACACCUCUGGCUGCGCGAGUCCGAGUUCGCCGGCACAGGGCAUCACGGCGCGCAAGUGCCGGCGUCGCGGCAAAGGUCCUGCGUCGUCACGCUAUGGUAAACGCAAGCGGCGCCGCUCCAUCACACCACACGCUGCUGCCGCUGGUAAGGGCGGUGGUAAAGGAGGUGGAAAAGGCGGCAAAGGCAAGGGUGGAGGCAGUGGUAAAGUGGUACCUUCCACCUCCGUGCGCCCUCCUAUGAACAACGGACUUGUACUUCCCUCUGGAGGCUUCCACUUGUUGCCGUCUUCGCCACCGCACUCACCAUUCAGCGCUGCAGCCUGUUCUGAAUGCGGGGACGGGACCAACAGCUGCUGCUGUCCCGGCAAGGGAGAAGAGGACGACUUGUCAGGAUCUUUUGACGCGAGCCUGGAGCUGCCCGGCAAUGUGGUGGCUGCAGCGUCGCGCCUCUUAGACCCUCAGCAUCUGCACGACCUCCUGCUGGAAGAAGACCAUCACGCUGACAUGUUCCCGCCAUGUUCCUCCUCGCCUGAUGUUAAAGUCGAAGUAAGCAGCAACAGCACCAAUGCGGUCAAUUCGGGCGUUCCCACAGACGCAUUUUCCGUUGGCGGAUCUCAGCAACAGCAGCUGAUGUCAGGCAUGCCUCAGCUGCAGCAGUGUGUUACUGACGCCGGUCUAAUUGCUGGCGCACUCGAUUCCUACGCUUCAGUUAUGGACGCCAAUAUGCCGAUAGACUCCAUGAUCUCUUCGUCUUUCAACCAGCAGGUGCUUAACGUUAUCAGCCAAUUUUUGGGUAACAUGGACGAGCAAGAUGUAUUGAUGCUGCAACAGCCGCCGACUACGUCCGCUAGUUCAGCUCUGAACAUACCUAAUACUACCCUACCUGGAGAUGUUAACGAUCCUAACUGUAUUGUGAACACCUCCUGUAGUAACUCAGGACUCACUUACUUUGAACAGCCGAAUCUUUCUUCUCUUCAGAACCUCCCUACUUCUUUAACUUCCACCUGCAGCGACCCAGCAUCUUUCUUGCCAUCGACCCUUGCUGCCUCUUGCACUUGGAAUGGAAGUCAGUUCCCUGGAAAUUUUACUUCCACCUGCGCUCCAUCUGUACCUUUCCAGGCGACCUGCACUCAAGCUCUUUCCACGUCUUCAAUCGUCGAUUCUCAUUCAGAAACUAGCCUAACUGGAAGUAGUAUUAGAAACGCUUCUCAGCCUGGGUUUGAUACAUUUGAAGUCCCUUGUCGGCCUGAUGACAAUCAGGAAAGUGUGGAUGCCAGUAUUGGCGAAGCGUUUUCAAACUCUCGAGUUCUUGACAGAACAGGAGAAAGGACUCUUAACCACUGCACAGAACAGAUUAUCGCACCUGAUUUUACAAACAAAGCCUCAAAUAAGAAUCAAGGGGAUGUCUUCUGCUCUUCAGUUGUGCCAAGUGCUGAUGAGAACGCAUCCUAUGGUGAAUCAACUCUUUCAGCCGUGUGUAGGGGCGACCUACUGCAAUACAAUUCAUUAGGAAAAGAAAAUAUUGGUACUGGCGUUGCAAACUCAGCUUUUGAGUCGCCUACGAGGAUUCCUAUUACGACUAAUCCGUCGCAUGUUAAAGCAGUAAAUAAUUUAAGUCAUGUAUCUAGCGUCGAUUCGUUACACGAGUCAUUUGAUAACAGUGUGUUAACAUCAUCUGGCUUUUUGACGCGUGUUUCGAAUGUACCGCUAUCAACGUCCGGAACUUUUACCACUUCGGGCGAUAUGUUAUCUGAAGUUCCCAAUUUACUAAGAACAACUUCUACCGGUCCUUCAGUAAGCCCUGCACCAGACGGUAUUGAAAGCAACCAGGGUUCUUUCAGUCAGCUGCCGUCACCUUCUAUGCCGCCGACUCCCUCUGAUGACGAUAUGACAUCUGUUGUGGAGUUCCCUUCUCCGCCUGCAUCCGAUCCUUCCAUGACGGACAUCGAAGUGAAUAACACUCCUGACAUCGGUCGUGUUCACGAUACCGCCGAUCAAAUUGAGCAGUGCAAACAGCGGCCCUUGCUCUACCACGCUCCUGACUGUCGCGUUUUGCCCGCGGGAUUCCGAUUGCUGGAUACAAAAGCUCCGAGACUGCACUGAUGAGUGUGUACUCGUCCCUGUGAAGCAAAACUAUGUUUUUGCAACCACUUCAGUUGUUGGUGCGGAUUCUUAUUUCCGACUUGGUCACUUUCCACGUCAGAUUUAGACUUAAUCACAUGGGAGGGAAAACUUUGAAAUGCGUGAUUAAAAGUCUUCUGCAGCUGAUAUCCCUAAGAAAAUUUGGAAGAACAUUGUGUGAACUCUAGUUUCUUGAUAAUGCUUAGGGGGUUCUUGUGCAUUCGUAUCUUUUCAACUUAAAAAGUUUCGUGUUUAAUGGUUUUGUUGAUUGUAAAGCGUGAUAUUUGUUCAUGCUAUGUAACAAUGUAUUACGUACUGGAGCCAUGAUGUCCAUCCCUAGAAUUUGCUAUCUUUUGUAAGUAUUCCUUAUUUAUUAAACCUUUUUAUGCCAAAGACUCACUUAAAACAAAGUAUAAGGGUGGCAUUUAACGAGGUCGAAUUCAGUUGUUUUAUGUUGUAUAAUCUUGUCGCUAUUAUCUUUAACUAGGAUUUUCUCUAUUGGCUUUGGAUUGAAGCUCUUGUUUGUGGCCUUGUUUGCAACUUUGUGUUGAGUUUACGUCUCGAUGCCAAGAUUUACUAUAAUAUUCCCCCACCACAACCUGACUAGGUUAUUAACGAUUGUCUUCUACAUCGGCCCGUUGGUCAUGUGAACAAAUGUCUAGAGCUAUAUAUCUCGACUUGACGUCCUGUUUCCACUCUAAUAAAUUCGGGUAAGUACUAGCCUUGCGUCAAUGAAAUCCGUUUUGCUUAAAAUAAAGUUCCUGUAUAGUAUUCGUUGACCUGAAGAACAAAUUACUGCAUUCAUUCACAAAGAUUAAUAUCUCUCAUUGAAAGACCUUGCAUUGUAUUUGGUAUUGGAAAAACAAUAAAAUGUAACAAAUUCUAAUUUCCUAAGUAAACUUUAGUCUAAGUUCGCCGUGGAACUUUUACUUUCGAAAGUUUACAGUGUGAUGUAUUUUUGUAUUUUUUCUCUCUCUACAAGAAGAUAUAUAAAAUAAUCGGAAUGAUAUAGUGAUGGCCCCGCCGAGAAACAGUGAUGUCUUAGUCCUGCGUUGCACUCGCGUGUGGAUUGACCCAACGAACGUCUCGAUCAUAUUGUAAUUGUGAAAGUAAUUAGUAAGUCUCGAUCAUAUCUUGCCUUCUGAUAUAAUGAACUGCAUCGGAAUCUUUGUUAUGGGCUUUUUUUUGUCUUUAUUUAACCCUGCACUUUAAUAUCUUUGUAAAGUCUAGUAUGGUUCUUAUAGUUCAGGUUAUGAACUCGUUAAUGCUGAUAGCUAAAAUUGGGUCCUAUUUACCAAUAGUUUCGGUUCGUGAAGUGAAACAUUGAUGGACUGUAAUGUUGAUAAAUUAGUUAAUUGUCAGCAAACUUACUGGGCGGUUUCCCUUGUAUCUAACUCACUGCUUCAAAUCAUCCGUCAUCAUCGUUACAUUACCGUAAAUUUCUUCCAGGAAUUCCCUGAUCAUUAUUGGUAAGUCUCCCGAGUUCUGAUACGCUUAUUUCCUCUCCAGAAAGCCAUGGCUUCACACGAGAAUAUAUGAACUCUUUUCGUGCCCGCUUGGUCAAGUGAUGGUGAAAGAUGAACCAAGCACUUGCAUGGUAUCGUUUGACGUCUGUGCAAUGAUUCAAUAAUUAGCUCUUGGUCAAUAAAAUUGUCGAGAGAGUCGGUUGGGUGCCCAACGGUGGCGCUCUAGCACGGACUGUUACAUCUUCAACGCUUAUCAAGGACACAGCUAAAUCAUUCGUCAGAAAGCUGAGAGCUCACCGUGGCCUAUAAUUUAAUUAUGAACCGAAAUGGCGGCUCAUGAAAUGGUGUGUGCACGAAUUAAUGAACUCAUUAUUGCUCGGUUAAACCAUGGGUUUCGUGGAGAGAGUCUCGCUGGUGUGUUGCUAGCUCGACGACCGUCGCUUCUAACGCGCAUUUUGUACAUAUUGUAAUAUUUAUUAUUCUGUGUCGUAACCUAGCCAUCUAGAAACCUUCGUUCAGUUUAUUUAUCCCAACAGCUGUUACUACAACGGAUGAAAUUGUAGCAUCGGAAAAUGCAGCAUUUUUGAACGACCAAGCACAAUUCAGCUUGCGUUCUCACUAUUAUGAAAAACUAAUUUUUUUAAUUGAGCUUUUGUUGAAAUUUAUUUGUAUGCUUAUCAUCGCUGCUUCCAUUUUGUUGUAAUUGGAGAGUCGAACUAAUGCGUUUAAUCCGGAAUUAUUAAUUUAAUAGAUGUUAUGUGUCAGUGAGUGGUUAAAAUGUAUGUAGUCGAAUGUCGAUACUGAGUAGUCAGACACCAGAAUUAGCGCCCUCUGUUGCUGCUGCUCUUCUUUCAGCUUCAUGCUAUUUAUUUCGAAUCGUAAUGUUUCCACAAAAUUAUUAUUAGUCUGUCUACUAAAUUUUCACACACAUUUCUUUGCUUGUUAAAUUUUCAUGUGUCUCAUCAGCAACUGAUGUUAAGCCAUUUAAUGUGUGCUUGACGUUGAGACCGCUUCAUUGCCUUCAUAUGCUGAUAUUAUUUCGUAUUAUCUUAUCUUUCUGGCUAAUCCGUUUAGCAAGAAGCCUGAUAGUGUCCAUUGCAGUCGGCCUGCGUUACCUGAGUGUACAGUAGCCUGUAGUGACUCAGCUUUUAUCAAAUGACCAACUCUUAACAAAUUACCAAACCUUGAAAUGCCUCAACGAGCAAAGCUUUAUCCUAAUACGCCUAAUCUUCUCUGUACUUUAUGAUCUCGAAAAUAACUUGUUAGGAUUUUCAUGCGUAAAUGGUGGCGAAUGUCACACGCUGCUUCAUCUAUUCUAGUGAAUUAUUCUCAGGAUAUUUCUGAAACUCCUCAACCAAAGCAACCCAACACUGUCUCGUUUUUUUUUUCUUUAUUGAAUGAUCAACUUAAUUGACUUUAGUCGUUUUUAGUUUUCGUAUUGCCGAGGCUUAAGAGUGUGAGCAGCAGUUGCAGUGCAAUGGCUUAGAUAUGGUGUUAAACGCCCUUACUCUGGACUAAAUAGAACUGUAUUCCUUAGCUCUGUGGUGUGAUAAUCUGCGAGUGGUUUCUGUUCUUCAAACGGUACAACUUCUAUUUUUUUAUGUUCUUCUGGUUAGGGUUUAGCCGCCGUCUGUUCUGCUGUAGGCAAGUGAGCGUUGUUAAUGAAUGCCUCGCUAUCUAAUUUAUUCAAGUAUGACGAGUACAGUGUAGAGUAGCCGUCGACAGGGUCAUACUUUCUUUACUGCAGCGUCCUAGAGACUGAACAAAUAAACACUGACGUAACU
Molecule: messenger RNA, 8914 nt
Organism: Hyalella azteca
Lineage: Eukaryota; Metazoa; Arthropoda; Malacostraca; Amphipoda; Hyalellidae
Exons: 8
Coding region: 241-5646 (1801 amino acids)
Source: RefSeq, a predicted model, not a curated record